AUUAAUAGCAAGAAGAAACACUGCAUUGUUGCCAUCCUCUUGGCUCAAACUCCACCGAGAAUAUUCCCCUUUCUUCAACUAAAACCCAAAAGGAGAGGAAUGAAUCAGAAGCGUACUCGAGCCUGAGAGUGAAAGGUCAAAACUAAUGAUAAUGCAUGUACAGUGUACUUGUAUCUCCCGGUGUGCAUUCUCAGUCACAUUCAGGCCCUCUGUAGCUGAACUGCAGCGUCUGCUGUUUCUGAAGCGUUUUAGCUAUCCAUCUAUGAUCUACGUACAGACGCUUGCUUUACCCCUGGCACUCCGCGUGACCGGCCGCCUGCAAGUAAACUGUGUGCCAACGUUGCAGAGUUUUGAGAAAAUUCUUUGAAGAGGACGAAGUUUGUUGUUGAAGCAAUGAAGUACAGGUUUGGCUAGACGCCUGAAUACAAAUUUAAUCUUGAGUUGUUUUUGGGUCUCAUUUUCAUUGACUGCCUAAAACCCGUCAAUACCGGCUGGAAGUGGUUAGGUUUGAGGCUAUGGAAGUUCGUUGUGAAUGGAACGAAUGCCCCAGCACAUUCACGGAUAUGGCUGACCUACCUGUUCACUGCAGAAAGCAUAUCAAUGAAUUCCACCCUAUGCCCAGUGACGCCUAUCUAAGUCAGACUGCAUUACUGGACCUGGGUGAUGAUGACGAUGAGGAGCAGCUCACUGGCAGCGUCAACCUGCGCUGCCUGUGGAGGGACUGCCAGUUCAAGGCCACGUCUACGUUGGAGCUGGCCUUGCACGUCGGCUUUCACCCGCAGCACUGCGUCCUGAAGGCACUGGGCGCCGCGCACCAGCAGAAAAGCGGCCUGCACGCGUGCUCUCUCAGCGUGGAGACACGCAGUGUUAUUCCUGACAUUCCGGCGCCGUAUGCGUGCGGCUGGGAGGACUGCAACCAGGAGUUCAGAGAGCCAAUGCUGUUCUACCGGCACAUCAAAGAUCACAUUGCAGCAACGCCACGCUUAGUGCGGCCUGACGGAGAGCCGGGAAUCCGCCGCUAUGUUCCCUGCGGUUGGACAGGCUGCUCUCAACAGACUUUGAACCGCACUCGGCUGAGCGAUCACGUUCGUACGCACACUGGCGAGCGAGUCAUUGCCUGCCCCGUGUGCGGAGGAUUGUUCAUUAACGCCACUAAGUUCAGUGAUCAUCUUACUCGUCAAGUCACCACUGAUACUGCCUACUACCAAUGCUCACAUUGCUGUAAACGACUGCAGUCGGAACGUCUCCUCCGCGAUCACAUGCGACAGCACGUGAAUAGCGUGCACUGUCAGUUAUGUAGCAUGACGUGUCCUAGUCCAGCCGGCCUGCGAAAGCACAUGUUUUUCAAGCACACGUCCGAUCGACCUUUCUGCUGCAAUUUCUGCACCUACAGAGCGAAGACACUUGUGGAUAUGCGGCGCCAUUCUGAAAAGCACAAUGAGAAGAGUGCGUAUGGCUGCCCAGAGAGCGGCUGCUCGUUCGAGUCGCGGACGUACGCGUCUCUCCGUCACCACUACAACCGUGUCCACCGUGAGGGCAAGGACACGCAGCCGAAGAAGUUAUACUGCUGCCAGGUGUGCCACCGCACGUAUCGGCGCGGCCAGGACCUGACGCGCCACCUGAUGCGCAAGCACCACUACAAGCACCCUCCGUCGCACAAGCGCUUCCGCUACAUGCGCGGCGAGGACGGAUUCAUGUACCUGCAGCUCAUCCGCUUUGAGUCGGCCCUAGCCACGUCCGUAACCGCGGCGCCCGCGUGGAGCGAGCGGCAGCCCCAGGACGGCGCCGAGUAUGCUGUUUCUGACGGCCAGCCUGGCGAGGAUGAACAGUAUGAGGACUGGGAAGAAGGUGAUGAGUACGCCGAUGAGGAUGAGGAUCUCCUCUACGAGGAAGAAGACAUGGAGUAUGAAAUGGAGGACUACGAGGAGUAUUCACCGACUUCUCCGAACACCGAGGUGGUUCAGACGUCACCAGUGCAAGCACAGGAUGGUAGCGAAAUACUUGACUCAGUAGGUACCCAGGACAGCCAAGCAGCCGCUGCUUCAGUGGAAUCCCCAGAGACUGAGGGCACAGCCACCGCAGCUUCGGAGCAGGUUCCAGCUGGUGCUGAGGAUGACCGCUAUCAGUCGGCCAUGGCAAUGCUGGACUUGAUCUCCGCUGGCCAGGACAUUGUACCAUCGCCAUCCAAUGAUGUGCAGGCUUCAGCAGAGUCGGCCAAUCGCAGUCUUGGAUUGCUGCAGGGACUUGCUCAGCUCACAGGUCAGUCGAUUGAAGCCGUUGCACAGUACUUUGCUGAGAGUGCUGGCGAUGUCGGUGCACAAGACGUACAGUCUUCACCAGAAGCUUCUUCAGCUAUGUGAUGCGGUUCAUGCAGUGUCUCUGGUGCAGUGGCAACACUGUAUGGCUCGGGGGCCUGUCGUCUAGUCCAGGAUGUUCUCCAAGCAUCAACACUUUAGCAGUGUGUGUGUGUUUGCGUGCGUGUGUGUGUGUUCUAGGCUUUUCGAUUUUGACUUGAUUAGUUUUAGGUGUUGUUGUGUGUCUGCCUCCCUCUAAUUUCUAGUGUUUGGCCGUCGUGCCUUGAGGUAUGUCUAGAUCUUGUUUCUAACAUGUUCUCGCAUGUGUGGUGAGAGAUAGUGAGUUUUCAGAUGAUAAGUUUUCAAGGGCAUUGCACCUGCUUUAUUUAUUUAUUUAACGUUUGGUUCUGUUUUGGGUUUCUCUGUGGUGCUUAUCUGCUAACACAUGUCAACAGUCUAUUGCCAGGAGCCGGUCUCCUGGCAAGAAAGAAUAAAGGUGAUAACGUAUACCUCA
Sycon ciliatum is the source of this 2808-nucleotide messenger RNA. Its product is annotated as histone H4 transcription factor-like. NCBI's taxonomy places the organism in Eukaryota, Metazoa, Porifera, Calcarea, Leucosolenida, Sycettidae. The record is from RefSeq and is a predicted model, not a curated record. The transcript has 9 exons. Gene Ontology annotation, molecular function: RNA polymerase II cis-regulatory region sequence-specific DNA binding; DNA-binding transcription factor activity, RNA polymerase II-specific. Bases 516 to 2360 code for a protein of 614 amino acids.